GAUGCCGCAUCUCUGUCCCUCUGUAGCUGUGGUGGGCACAGCCUUGACCUUUCCGUGAACUCCAACAGGCUCCUCACCAAUCACCACUUUUAUCAAGGCCAGACACAACGAUCGGACUGUUCCCUAUAGCCUUGCGUAACUUAGUAUGGGUACAACAAAUAGCUUAGAAGGCUCGGCGAACAAUUUCGAUCUAAGGCUGGUCAUCGGUCCGACUCAAGUCUGUGGGCUCUUGAGUGCCGUACUGUUCGGUUGCCUUGCUUGCCAGUCCUUCAUGUAUUUCGCAAGAUUCACAAGUGAUCACUUCGCCCUUAAAGUAACUGUAUCUGCAGUCACGUGCGCUUCAUGUUUGAUUUGGUUCCUCCAUUGUUUAAAUAUUGGUGUGUUUUAUAGUUUACUCCAGCGGGGCCACUUCAUCUGCAUAAUAUCAACAUUGUGGACAAUGACUAUCAGCAGUUAUGGUGACCCCUCUCAACUCAUGGCGCUUCCUGUAGCGAUAGUCGUAGCUAUUCCGUUGAGCGGAUUUACGGUAUUCAUUGUGCAGUUAUUUUACAUAUUUCGACUUUGGAAGUUCACAAGAAAUGUUUUAAUACCCAUUCUUUGCGGGAUACUCGCCAUGGGUGCACAGAUUUUGACACUAAUUCUCGCGGUAACGGCGACCUCGACGACGGACCUCAUGGCUUUUGGAGACUUUUAAUUUUUUUUACUGAUGGCGAUUCUUUUUAUCGUACGCGCAGCCUGCGACAUGGUCACCGCCGCUGGCACCGUUUGGAGUUUAAGAAAAAAACGAUGCUC
Messenger RNA from Suillus subaureus, 792 nucleotides. RefSeq lists its product as uncharacterized. The transcript is spliced from 3 exons. The record is from RefSeq and is a predicted model, not a curated record. Lineage: Eukaryota; Fungi; Basidiomycota; Agaricomycetes; Boletales; Suillaceae. The coding region runs from base 146 to 694 and encodes 182 amino acids.